UUCAAAUGGUACUUUUUAUAUCUUUCUAUUUCAGGACAAUGGCAGGCAUCAGUGCUGCGGGCGUGUUGGAGAAGAUCAGCCAGGGACACCUUGAGUGCCCGAUUUGUUUCUCUCGAUUCACAAACCCCAAGAUUCUGAAUUGCUUGCACAGCUUCUGCCAAAGAUGCCUGGAAAAAAUGAUGGAAGGUCAUUCUCAGCAGCGAGAGAUUACCUGCCCAGUCUGCAGGCAGCAAAUGGUCUUAUCAGAAGCAGGAAUUGCAGGGAUUGCCAACAACUUUUCUCUAAUGGCACUGGUGGAUGAGGUCACCCAACAGGAAGAGCUGGUCAAAAGUCAAAGAUCGAAGAUCAUUUGUGAGGUGUGUGAUGAACAAGUAGAGGCAAUUGUAAGGUGUUUGGAGUGUAGGGAAUACCUCUGUGAGGCAUGUCACAGUGCCCACAGUCGAAACAAGAAAACCAAGAAUCAUGAGACGGCAUCAAUUGACGACCUGCACUCGGGAAAGGUACCUUACCAAAGUCGCCUUUGGAAUGAGGUUCCUAAAUGCCCAAAGCAUCCUUCCCAGGAUCUCUACUUCUUCUGUGAGACUUGUACGACCCUGAUUUGUGCUGCAUGCACUGCUCUUGACCAUAAAGCACCAGACCAUAAGUUCUCUGAUAUUUCAAAAGCAACUGCCCUCUGUAAAGAAAAAUUAGAUGGGCUUGAAAGAGAGGCAGAACAACAUUUGGCAAACUUAAGAGAUGCUAAUGCAACAGCAGCAAACUCAUACACCAAUCACAAAGUCCUAACCACAGAAAUCCAGUCUGCAAUUUCUACAAAAGCAGACGAAGAAGUUGCUAAAAUCCGCAAGGUUGAACGUCUGUUAAAAAAUAACCUCACUCAGCUGUUUCACAACAAAGACAAAGAAAUUGAGGGUAAAAUGGUAAAAUACAGAGAAAGAGUGGAAAAGAUGGAAACAACAAUGGAAAGCGUGCGAACAGUCAGGUCCCAGGCUAAUGACUAUGAUCUGCUCAGACAUCAAGAGAACAUUCUACAGAAUAUACAACUGGCAACUAAAACUGGCACUCCUGACCCUGUGCAGGGUCUGACACAUGAAGAUAUACAGCAAUGUAAGAACUUCACAGACAGCAAUCUAGAAGAACCUCCCAGUACCAAAAGCACCGACCUUAAAAAAUAUUCUGAUUUGAUCAUGGACACUGGUGAAGUUAUAGUCUCCCAUCCUGGGAAAUGCACUGCCUGCGGUCAAAACCUUGAUACCAAAGCCUUUACCAAUGACAUGACAUGA
Patiria miniata (bat star) is the source of this 1280-nucleotide messenger RNA. Its product is annotated as E3 ubiquitin-protein ligase TRIM56-like. Gene Ontology annotation, cellular component: chromatin; nucleoplasm. Gene Ontology annotation, biological process: positive regulation of DNA-templated transcription. Gene Ontology annotation, molecular function: ubiquitin-protein transferase activity; zinc ion binding. The record is from RefSeq and is a predicted model, not a curated record. NCBI's taxonomy places the organism in Eukaryota, Metazoa, Echinodermata, Asteroidea, Valvatida, Asterinidae. Bases 6 to 1280 code for a protein of 424 amino acids. The transcript is spliced from 3 exons.